AAGGGCAGCUUCGUCUUUCAGCACCGCAUUAUCCUUCCAUAUUGAUAAAAGGGUCUUUCCCCUUGGCAGUCAGUUGAGUUAUCUUCUGCGUUGGCUAUAAGCUUCGAGGAAUUUAGACUAUUCCGACGAAAGAGCGACAUGGGUGUUCCAUCCAACGAUCCUAGAGAAGAUGUUCUUCAAGCAUGGUACAUGGAUGAUAGUGAUGAAGAUCAGAGACUCCCCCAUCACAGGGAGCCCAAGGAAUAUGUCUCUCUGGACCAACUCUCAGAGCUUGGAGUUAUCAGUUGGCGUUUAGAUGCUGAUAACUAUGAAACAGAUGAGGAUUUGAAGAAGAUUCGUGAAGAGCGUGGCUACUCCUACAUGGACUUCUGUGAAGUGUGCCCAGAAAAACUGCCAAAUUAUGAAGAGAAGAUUAAAAGCUUUUUUGAAGAACAUCUCCACACCGAUGAAGAGAUUCGUUACUGUGUUGAAGGAAGUGGCUAUUUUGAUGUCAGGGAUCGUAAUGAGAAGUGGAUCCGUGUAUGGGUGAAGAAAGGGGGAAUGAUUGUUUUACCUGCUGGUAUAUAUCAUCGAUUCACACUAGAUACCAACAACUACAUAAAGGCAAUGAGGCUGUUUGUGGGUGAUCCAGUCUGGACUCCUUUUAAUCGACCCCAUGAUCAUUUGCCUGCAAGGGAAGAGUACAUCAAGGCCUUUGUGACGAAGGAAGUUGGUGAUCACACUGUCAAUGCAGCCGCAUAAAAUGAAGCUUGUGGUUCUAAAGUGUUAGAUCCAAAAGGAAUUGUAUUGGGUCAAUAAAAUGAUACUUAUGUAUGAAUGAUACUUAUGUAUGGCCUCGACAUUUCCAUGCCUUUUAUAGAUUACUAGAACUGCUUGUUAUGCUUGUGUGCCAUUACCAGUACCACUGAUGUCUUGCAAUUAGUAUGAAGUUGAUAUAAGGGUUUGUUUUGUUGUAUUUCCUAACAGACUAAUAAACUGGGAUUUAUGUGUGAUUUGCUUGUAUGUAAUCGCAUGUGGU
This is a messenger RNA of Tripterygium wilfordii, 1018 nucleotides long. Its product is annotated as 1,2-dihydroxy-3-keto-5-methylthiopentene dioxygenase 2. The record is from RefSeq and is a predicted model, not a curated record. The coding region runs from base 139 to 741 and encodes 200 amino acids. NCBI's taxonomy places the organism in Eukaryota, Viridiplantae, Streptophyta, Magnoliopsida, Celastrales, Celastraceae. The transcript is spliced from 7 exons. Gene Ontology annotation, molecular function: acireductone dioxygenase [iron(II)-requiring] activity.